UAUUUUACCAACACAAAUGUUUCAUCUUUGUUUUCUAUUCCUGUUGUUAUCACCGGUUAAAAGUAAUGGCGAAACCAUUACCACGUUUCCUGCUAUUCUCAUAUUCGGUGAUUCAACGGUCGAUACGGGUAAUAACAACUACAUAACGACAGCCGUUAAAGCUAACCAUUACCCUUACGGAAAAGACUUCCCAGCCCACUUUCCAACGGGCCGGUUUUCAAACGGAAAGUUAACCGUCGAUUUCUUGGCGUCUAUGUUAGGGGUAAAAGAGUCGAUUCCACCAUUCCUAUACCCCGGUCUUUCCACCUAUGAGCUAGUUACAGGUGUCAGUUUUGCAUCAGCUGGAACUGGUUAUGAUACCCUCACUACUGCUAUCACUAGAGUUUUACCGAUGUCUAAGCAAGUUGAAUAUUUCAAGAGUUAUAGCGAGAGAUUGAAGAAGAUUGUUGGGGAAAAAGAAGCGCGGAGGAUUAUAAAUCGUGCGUUGGUUGCUGUUAGCGCGGGUACUAACGACUUUAUCUUCAAUUUUUAUGAUGUUCCAACAAGGCAAGCCGAGUUCAACAUUUACAACUACCAAGAAUUCAUCCUAGAAAGACUUCACGACUUUGUUAAGGAGCUUCAUACACUUGGUUGCAGAACAAUGCUAAUAGCCGGGCUUCCACCUAUUGGCUGUCUACCAAUACAAAUUACAGCUAAGUUUAAAGAACUAGAUAGAAAAUGCAUAUCGCAACAAAAUGUGGAAGCUCAAGCCUAUAACAAAAGGCUUAAAGAACUUACGUUUCAAAUACAGAUGUCUCUUAAAGGAAGCAGAAUCUUCUAUGUAGACAUAUACAAGCCGAUAAUGGACAUGAUUAGAAGUCCAGAAAUACAUGGUUUUACUGAAACCGUGAAGGGCUGCUGUGGAACAGGGUUGUUGGAAGCGGGACCUAUAUGCACCCCACUCACUCCAUUGUGUCAGAACUCGUCUGAAUAUUUGUUUUUCGAUAGCAUUCAUCCUAGUGAAAAAGCUUACCGUUAUGUUACGGAAUGCCUUAUGAAAGAAAUCAUUGAUAAGUUGUAGAAAGUACAUAAAAUUAUUCACUAGUUUGUGCAUAUAAAUCAA
Messenger RNA from Helianthus annuus (common sunflower), 1102 nucleotides. RefSeq names its product GDSL esterase/lipase At2g30310. The coding region runs from base 17 to 1060 and encodes 347 amino acids. NCBI's taxonomy places the organism in Eukaryota, Viridiplantae, Streptophyta, Magnoliopsida, Asterales, Asteraceae. The record is from RefSeq and is a predicted model, not a curated record. The transcript has 3 exons. Gene Ontology annotation, molecular function: hydrolase activity, acting on ester bonds.